Molecule: messenger RNA, 2514 nt
Organism: Aspergillus caelatus
Lineage: Eukaryota; Fungi; Ascomycota; Eurotiomycetes; Eurotiales; Aspergillaceae
Product: NADP-dependent oxidoreductase domain-containing protein
Exons: 4
Coding region: 1-2514 (837 amino acids)
Source: RefSeq, a predicted model, not a curated record
AUGGCGGAGAGAAAGCCGAUGCACACUUUCCCGACACCUCUCGGACCGCUUCCGAGGGUUAUCGGAUCUCCGCCGGAGGCUCAGGCGCGGCUCCCUCCUCCAGUGGAUUCGAGUCGGUUGCUUGAACAAAUUGAUCAGCAGGUAGACCAGCUUCCUAUCCUCGUGGUUCUCGAUGACGAUCCCACUGGGACACAAACAUGUCAUGGAAUCAAUGUCUUGACAGUGUGGGAUGAUGCAACUUUGGUAGAAGAGUUUUCCACAUGCGACCGUGGAUUCUUCAUACUCACUAACUCGCGCGCGCUCCCUACCGCCGAAGCUCGCAGACUCAUAUCCGAAAUCUGUACGGCGGUGAAGAAAGCAGCAGUACAGGCUCAGAAGGCCUUUGAAAUUGUCUUACGUGGUGAUUCAACUUUACGGGGACAUUUUCCCGAUGAGCCCCAGGUUGCCGAGGAGGUAAUUGGGCAAGUCGAUGGCUGGAUCCUCGCACCGUUCUUCCGACAAGGCGGAAGGUUCACCAUUGACGAUGUCCACUAUGUGGCCGAUGCUGAAGAAAACCUGGUUCCGGCUGCCCAAACCAUCUUUGCAAAGGAUGCGACGUUCGGGUACACAAGCUCCAAUCUAAUCGACUACGUGGUCGAGAAGUCAAAUGGCUCAAUUCCUCGUCAUCGUGUGCAGUCUAUCUCUCUGCAGGAUAUCAGAGAGGGGGGUGUUUCUGCAGUGGCCAAAAAGCUGCUCGAAUUUGCGCAAGGGUCUAUCAUCAUUGUCAACGCGAUGAUUGAUACUGACCUGGAAAUUUUUGUCCUUGGUCUGCUGCAGGCAAAAUCCGCUGGUCGCAACUAUAUUUAUAGGACAGGAGCUGCUUUUGUAUCGACGCGACUAGCGAUAAGAACGAAGCCUCCUCUCAGUGCACGCGACUUGGGACUCGACACGGAAGCGUCUUCUCCGGGCGGGUUGAUCAUUGCCGGAUCCUACGUGCCCAAGACGACUGAUCAGCUCCAAUCUCUGACUUCGGGACGUGGGUCUGAACUAAAGGUCAUCACUCUGGAUGUGGAGGGACUGCUGCAUAGUGCUGAAAGCAGCUACGCUACAGUACUUAAUGCUGCUGAUGAGGCUGGCAAGUAUAUUGUCGAUGGACAAGAUGUCCUACUCAUGACAAGCAGACGACUAGUUAGCAGCCAUGACGAGUUAUCUGGUUUGCAAAUUGGAAGCAAGGUGUCUAAUGCAUUGGUUUUAUUUCUACAACUCUUGAUACCCCGGCCUCGAUAUGUCAUUGCCAAGGGCGGUAUCACUUCGUCAGAUUUAGCAACGACAAGUCUUCGCAUGCGACGUGCUCAAAUCAUUGGCCAAGCACUGGCGGGAGUACCUAUUUGGCGCUGCGAAGAGCCGUCAUCGAAGUUCGUCGGUAUCCCAUACGUUGUUUUCCCAGGGAAUGUCGGCCACCAGGAAGCCCUGUUGGAUUUGGUCACGAGUUGGAAAAGCAAAAGCCCCGAGAAACAGCCAAAAAUGCAGUAUCAACGACUUGGCAACAGUGGGUUGAAAGUCUCCAAGAUUAUUCUCGGUUGCAUGACAUUCGGCAAUCCGUCAUGGGAAGGCAGUCCAUGGGUUCUUCCAGAGGCCGAAGCACUCCCGCUACUAAAAAAGGCAUAUGAUUGUGGCAUCAACACAUGGGAUACAGCCGAUACUUAUUCCAACGGGAUGUCUGAGAUCCUGAUCGGAAAGGCUCUAGAGCAGUACAAUAUUCCACGAAGUAAAGUUGUCAUCAUGAGCAAGCUAUACUACCCAGUUCUUGCACCUGAAUCGAAUGCCCGACCCAAUCCUGCCGUGAACGAUGGUGGCCUGGUCAAUCAAAUGGGGCUAAGUCGGAAGCACAUCUUUGACGCAGUGGAGGCAUCUCUUACUCGACUCAAGUCCAGCUAUAUCGACGUUCUACAACUACAUCGCAUUGACGAUACCCAACCGGAGGAGGUCAUGCGCGCUUUACACGAUCUCGUUCAAAUGGGCAAAAUCCAUUACCUGGGUGCAUCCAGCAUGUACUGCUGGCAGCUCGCGAGAUUACAAUAUGCCGCGAAAAUGAACAAUUGGACCACAUUCACCAGUAUGCAGGGUCUUUAUAACUUACUCUACCGAGAAGAAGAACGUGAGACAAACAGAUUUUGUCAAGCUGAGGGAAUUGGUCUGAUCCCGUGGAGUCCUCUGGCACGCGGGCUAUUGGCUAGACCAUGGAAUGUCAAAACCGAUCGGUCCAUGAAGGAUGCAAAGACUGCAAAGUGGUUCGCUGGUGAGCAGGAUCAAAAGAUUAUUACAAGAGUCGAUCAACUUGCGCGGUCGAAGGGAUGCAGCAUGAGCGCAGUUGCGAUGGCAUGGCUGUUGAAGAAGGGCGCUUGUCCGAUUGCCGGGUUGAAUAGUAUCGAGAGGAUAGAGUCGGCGUCAGAGGCGCUGGCGGUUCGUUUAAGUGAUGCUGAUAUACGCUUUCUCGAGGAGCAUUAUAGACCUCUUCCCGUGCAAGCGAUCUGA